Cricetulus griseus (Chinese hamster) is the source of this 1106-nucleotide messenger RNA. NCBI's taxonomy places the organism in Eukaryota, Metazoa, Chordata, Mammalia, Rodentia, Cricetidae. The record is from RefSeq and is a predicted model, not a curated record.
CCCACCAUUCGAGAGAUCAUUAAGUUGUUCGGACUGCGGGCGGUGAAGCAGCUCUCCCAGAAUUUCCUCCUGGACUUGAGGCUGACAGACAAAAUUGUAAGGAAAGCCGGCAAUCUAGCAGGUGUCUAUGUUUACGAAGUGGGUCCCGGGCCUGGGGGAAUCACCCGAUCCAUUCUCAAUGCCAAUAUUGCCGAACUUCUGGUGGUUGAAAAGGACACUAGAUUUAUUCCAGGAUUACAGAUGCUUUCUGAUGCAGCACCUGGAAGACUGAGGAUUGUCCAUGGGGAUGUGCUGACCUACAAGAUAGAAAAGGCUUUUCCAAACCAUGUUAGACGACAGUGGGAAGACGAUCCUCCAAAUGUACAUAUUAUUGGAAAUCUACCUUUUAGUGUUUCAACACCACUGAUUAUCAAGUGGCUUGAAAAUGUCUCUCUUAAAAAUGGACCUUUCACUUAUGGCAGAACUAAGAUGACACUAACAUUUCAAAAGGAAGUAGCUGAGAGACUUGUAGCCACCACAGGAAGCAAACAGCGCAGUCGUCUUUCCAUUAUGGCCCAGUACCUCUGCAAUGUUGAACACCUCUUUACAAUUCCAGGAAAAGCUUUUGUUCCCAAACCAGAGGUUGAUGUAGGAGUGGUACACUUUACACCUUUGAUACAGCCCAAGAUCGAGCAGCCGUUCAAGCUGGUAGAAAAAGUUGUUCAGUACGCGUUUCAGUUCCGAAGGAAGUAUUGCCACCAAGGACUUGGAAUGUUAUUCCCCAAAGCUCAACGCCUAGAAAACACAGGAAAGCUGUUACAGUUGGCAGACAUCGACCCGACUCUCCGGCCCAUCCACCUCUCGCUCAUGCAUUUUAAGAGCCUAUGUGAUGUGUACAGAAAAAUGUGUGAUGAAGACCCACAACUCUUUACUUACAACUUCAGAGAGGAGCUGAAGCAAAAGAGAAGAAAAGGCCAAGAGAAAGGCGAUGACACAGAAGAGGAGUGCUAGCUGCUGCUCUUAGGGCACCGUAUCCUCUGAGUGUGUGCUUGUUUGUCAACCACCAAUGACCAGGUGACUUACAUGCCAUUACUACUCAUGAAAAUAAAUAUCAAGUACAUUCAGUA